AUGGCAGGGGCUCCUGUGGAUUAUCUGGUAUUUCAGGCACUAAAGGUGGUGGGAAAUAAAGGUACUGGUGGAGAAAACAUGGGGACUAAAGGAGUUGGUGUAAACACAUCAGUUGGUGGUGAUCCUAUAAGUGGUAGAAAUGGUGGUAUUGGUAGAAAGGGUGCUGGUGUAAACUCAUCAGCGGGUGGCGAAUCUUGCUCUGGCGGUGGAUUAAAUAAGGGCAAUGGUGGUGGUAGUGCAAAUUCAUCCGGUGGCAUAUUUGGGACUAGUGGUGGCGGAGGUGUGAAUUCAGGUGGAGGUAACAACCAUGGAUUUAAUGGUGAUGGUGUCACUUCGGAUGGUGGUGGUGGUGAAGGGACUAGUGGAGGUGGUUGGAAUACUAAUGGUGCUGGAGGAGGAGAUGGUAUUGGUGGUGCUGGAGGAGGAGAUGGUAUUGGUGGUGCUGGAGAGGAUGGUGGUGCUGGAGAAGGAGCCAAUGGUGGUGGUGAAGAGGAUGGUGGAGGUGGAGAUGGGGUUGGUGGUGGAGAAGGUGGUGACACUGGUGGCGGUGAAGAAGGUGGUGGGGACGUAGCAACGGGUGGCGGGGAUAGGACUACGGGAGGUGGUGAUGGUACUACUGGAGGUUGCACUGUUGGUGGUGGAGACGGGACAAGAGGGAGUGGAGGAGGAGAAGGCACUAGAGGAGGCAAUGGUGGAGCUCUCCUCCUAGGAGGGGAGGGUCUUGGUGAGGGCUGA
Messenger RNA from Populus nigra (black poplar), 735 nucleotides. RefSeq lists its product as uncharacterized. The record is from RefSeq and is a predicted model, not a curated record. NCBI's taxonomy places the organism in Eukaryota, Viridiplantae, Streptophyta, Magnoliopsida, Malpighiales, Salicaceae. Bases 1 to 735 code for a protein of 244 amino acids. The transcript is spliced from 3 exons.